AUGCCACGUGGUGAAUAGCUCUUGUAUUUUCUUAAUAAUACGAGACCUUCAAAACAGGUUUCUCUUUCGAUCGAUUAAAUCUAAAACCACGAAAAAGAAAAUCAGCACUCUCUCAAUGGGCUCUAAGAAACGGCUUGUCAGGGUCGCUAAGAUUUGCAUUUGCCGGUGCAUUUGCGACGUCCGGGGCUCGGAGAUACGAUGAGGAUCUAACAGGACUCGAGACUCUGAAUGACUCGGAAUCUGCAGAUGAUCCAUAGGCAAGGGGUGUCGUAUGUUCGUAACGGUUCUCCCGUUCUUUCGUGUUCUUCGACCCUCCUCCUAGUUUCAUGAAUAAAAGAUCCUUGAAUAAAACAUCAGUUUGUCCAGUCGCUGGAUUUAUGUAGUACUACAGCGAGUCGAGAUCGUCCAAAGUUCAUACGGCUCUUUGGAUGAACGUGUUAAAAACAGUUUACCAGUCGGCAUUUCAUUCGAGAGUUAUAACUUGAUUGAUUACGUUAAAAAAAAAUGGACAUUACAUGGGAGGAUUUUUAUGCCAAACAUCAGAAACCUCAGGAUUUCGAUCAGAGCGUAACGUUAAUGAAGGAAUUUGUAAAACGACAGUUGAACAGAGAUGACAAAGUGGUCUUAGUGACAAGCGGUGGUACGACAAUUCCUUUAGAACGCAAUACUGUAAGAUUCGUUGACAAUUUUAGUGCCGGAACGAGAGGAUCCGUGUCCGCGGAAUAUUUUUUAGAAAAUGGAUAUGCUGUCAUUUUUAUGUAUAGAGCCAAUUCUCUGGAACCGUUUUCCAGACACCUUAAGGGACAGAAGCUUUUAGAUAUGUUGGAAAUGAAUGACCACGAUGGCAAAACCACGCUUACAGUCGCUCCACAAUACGUGUCUAACUUGACAAAGAUAUUAUGCAGAUACAAGGAAGCUCUAAAGCAAGAUAAAUUACUGCAAAUAACUUUUACUACUCUCUCCGAGUAUCUUUGGCUUCUUCGCGCUGCUUGUCAGACGCUGGCUUGCAUGAAGGAACAGGCGAUCUUAUACCUAGCGGCUGCAGUCUCAGAUUUCUAUAUUCCAUCCAACGAACUGUCUGUUCAUAAAAUUUCGUCCAGCACAGCUCCCACGAUAUCCCUUCACUUGGUACCGAAAAUAUUGGCCCCUCUAGUGAGCUUGUGGGUCCCAGAGGCUUUCGUCGUAUCAUUUAAAUUAGAAACCGACGAAAGCCUCUUAAUUUCGAAAGCGAGAGGCGCGCUGAACAAGUAUAACCACAAUUUAGUCAUAGCCAAUAUGCUGCACACUCGGAAGCAACAAGUAACGUUUGUAAGUCGAGAGAGCGAUUACGUUCUUUCCCUCACCGAUGAACAGCUGAGCAAGGGUGAAGAAAUCGAACGAUUGAUCGUACGUUCUCUCAUCGAGAAGCAUGAAGCUUUCAUACGAUCCGUCCGUAAAAAGUAAUUGAUACACACACACACAUUGUCCAUGUACAUAAGUACAAUUUACAAAGGUAUAAAGAUGCAUUUAAACGAGUAAAAUAUAUUAUAAAAUAAAUAUCGAACAACCAGGCUGUUU
Ceratina calcarata is the source of this 1557-nucleotide messenger RNA. It is a transcript of the gene Ppcs, whose product is annotated as phosphopantothenoylcysteine synthetase. The record is from RefSeq and is a predicted model, not a curated record. NCBI's taxonomy places the organism in Eukaryota, Metazoa, Arthropoda, Insecta, Hymenoptera, Apidae. Bases 505 to 1443 code for a protein of 312 amino acids. The transcript has 7 exons.